CUGUGUAUUUUUUAAUCCUCGUCUCCGCCUCCGCCACCUCCGAACCCUAAUUCCUUCCUCCUCCUCCGACCUCUUCCCCGUACCUCCCCUCGUCGAUCGCCAUGGCGCCUCUGCCACAUCGUUCUCGGCGCGAGGUGGAGGCGGCGGCGGCGGCGGAGGAGGAGGAGGCUCGCAUGAGCAUCUACAGGGCGUCGCGGAGCAUAAAGAGGCGGGAGAACUCGCUCUACAACGCGCUCCGCUCCAUCUACGAGGACUCCGUCUUCGUCGCCGAGAUCGCGGGGCUGUGGCCCCAGCUCCCCCUCGUCGCCAACCUCCGAUGCGGGCUCUGGUACUCCCCGCGCUUCCACUCCACCUGCUACUUCAAGUCUACCGAUGGCCACACCAACAACUGCUCCUUUAGCACCUCGCGCCUCAACCUCCACGUCGCCCACCUCGCCGGGCAGAGAGGAGGGUGUAUAAUAGUAGAUUCGACAAGAAAAGGGAAGCGGUUUCCUGAUAGCAUGUCAAAGACGAUUCCGAUUUGGGCAUGCGUCUUGAAUCGGGCGAUCAAGGAUCUUUUGCAGACGAUGGUUAGAGAUAGCGAAAGGGAUGGUGAGCUGUUAAACAUUUCAUCUAAUGAAGGUGCAGAAAUGAUGCCCACCUCUGCAAAUUGGGAUAGCUCGUUACAUCUUCCUUUAUGGGUUCCUGAUACUGAGAAAGCCGCCAUAGAGGGACGCCUUGAAGAUUGGACAAAACAAUUUAAAGCUUGUGGAGCUGAUAUUGGUUCUCUUGCAUCAAUUUUAAGAAAACCUCUACAGCCAUUAUGGAUUUCUCAAAGGACUCUUAUCUGGUUAAAUGAAGUCCCUGAUUAUAAUUCUUGGGAUUUUACUCCAAUAAUCCUAGUCUCAGCAUCUGCACCUGAUGGAAUAACUGAGCAGAGAACAUCAUCAGAGUACAGCUGGCAUUAUAUUUCUGGAGCAGGGGACGACGAAGAGAGCUGGGCGCGUGGUUUAUCUCCUAAAUUGUUUUGGGAGCACGCAUUUGAUCUAAUUGAUGCAGGGCCCGAACUUUGCAACCGCCUAGUCGCUGACAUUGUUGAAAAAGAAAGGGUUUAUCGUUCACAGAGGAUUGAAUAUUUUCCACAGGUUACAGUAAAGCCUUCAGAGUUGUUGAUGAGCAGUGAUAAUCCUUGUUUUGAUGGGGAACCUGUUAUGGAGUCUAAGAUCAUGAACACUGAUCUUUGUGUCAAUCCUUUGAAAGUCUCUCCUCCUAUUGAGAAGCAAUCUAUUUUCUGGCUUGGUUCUACUAAUCUUGCGGUGGCUUCUACUUUACAUGUUCCAGAUGCAUUGGGUGUUGUUGACUGUGUAUUGAAUUGCGACGCCAACUCAACAGCGUUGUGUAUUCCAUCAUCGGUUUCUUACCUGCAUCUACCUAUAUUGAGCUCAAAGUUGGAUAGAUUCUCGGUAAUUAACAACCUGCCUUUGGCAAUUGACUUCUCAAAGUCAAAUCUAAUCAGAGGGAAGAAGAUAUUAGUAUGUUGUCAUACCGGAGAAGAUAUCAGCAUAUGUGUGAGUCUUGCUAUUUUGGCUUUUUUGUUUGAUGAAAGAGGAUCCUUUGAUGGCGGCAAGUCCUUUGUGGGCAAAAAUAUAACAAAAUGGGAGAUGAGGAGGCAGCUUGUAUUUAUCUGUAAGUUUGCAGUAAAUGCACGCCCAUCUAGGGGAAAUCUGAAGCAAGUUUUUGGUUUUCUUAGUAGAGAAAGAGAGAGAUUGGUUAAUUUGGAGCCUGAUGUUCAUGCCGCUUAGAUUGUGUGCUGUCCGUCCUCUUAUGUUGCAAACUGCUGUCGAAGGGACGCUGCUUUUCUUUUGUCUCAGACUGCGGAGGGGUGGGUACGCAAUACACACUAGUCGUGCCGGUGUGGCGAAAAGAGGGCAGUGGAUGGAAACAUAUAUAUUCCAUGCAACUCAGUGUCGCGACAUAGAGAAGUUGCAUAUAUCAAAGCUAGAAUGUUAUCAAUAGCGAAGGAAUAGUAUUUACUAUUUAUUUUUUAACCUUUGAAUGCCUAGGAUUCAGCAAAGAUAUGUGGAAUAGUAUUUGAUUUAAAGACUAUAAAAUUGAUAGUGAAAUAGUAUUAUCAACUAUUGGCAAGUAGCAUAGUGACUCCAUAUAUUGCUUCAACAAGACAAUCUCCCGCAAAUUUGGGUACUCAUCACCGUAGGAAUUAGCAGCACUUGGAACCAGCCUUAAAAUGGACGAAGACAGAUUAACUAGAUUCCCGACUCUUUAUGUAAUUUAUGCCAGUUUUGCAAGAAACGAGUGAUCGAGUUGUAGAUUGUUAUUCCAUAAAUUGUGAUGUACUUGCAUCUAAUUAAUGUGGGAUGUAAUUUUGUGACCAUUUGAUGUGGGAACAGUCACGGCCGAGAGCGAUGUUA
Messenger RNA from Ananas comosus (pineapple), 2408 nucleotides. RefSeq lists its product as uncharacterized. Gene Ontology annotation, biological process: charged-tRNA amino acid modification. The transcript has 8 exons. NCBI's taxonomy places the organism in Eukaryota, Viridiplantae, Streptophyta, Magnoliopsida, Poales, Bromeliaceae. Gene Ontology annotation, molecular function: tRNA adenosine(64)-2'-O-ribosylphosphate transferase activity. Gene Ontology annotation, cellular component: cytoplasm. The record is from RefSeq and is a predicted model, not a curated record. Bases 102 to 1781 code for a protein of 559 amino acids.